AUGGAUUCUAGAACAAAUGAGGAAGCUGAAGAAAACCCAAAGCCUGAGGUUUCUGAAUCGUUGUUGAAAAAUGGUGGAGAGAACGACAAGUUGGGGGAGAGCAAUAGGUGUGCGAGCAGCAAAGACAUGUUGUUUAGAGCUGAUAAAAUUGAUCUCAAAAGCUUGGAUGUGCACUUAGAGAAGCACCUGAGCCGAGCUUGGUCAAGAAGUGUAGAACCUAAUAGGCCUAAGGAACCGUGGGAGAUCGAUUUGGCUAAGUUGGAAAUAAGGUAUCUCAUUGCUCGAGGAACGUACGGUACUGUUUAUCGUGGCAUUUAUGAUGACCAAGAUGUUGCGGUGAAACUGUUGGAUUGGGGUGAGGAUGACAUGGCAACUACAAUGGAACUGGCUGCUUUACGAGCGUCAUUCAAGCAAGAAGUUGCUGUUUGGCACAAGUUAGACCAUCCGAAUGUUACUAGAUUUGUUGGCGCUUCAAUGGGGACUUCAGAUCUCAAGAUUCCUACUACAAACUCAGCUGACGGUCCGAAUGAACAACUUCCAUCGAAGGCUUGUUGUGUGGUCGUAGAAUUUCUCACGGGUGGAACCCUAAAAGGCUUACUAUACAAGAAUAGAAGGAAGAAGCUUCCAUACAAAGAUGUGAUUCAACUUGCUUUAGAUCUAUCUAGAGGACUGAGCUACCUCCAUUCAAAGAAGAUUGUGCAUCGCGAUGUUAAAGCUGAAAAUAUGCUAUUAGAUGCUAAUAGAAACCUAAAAAUUGCCGAUUUUGGUGUUGCUCGAGUUGAAGCUCAGAAUCCCAAAGACAUGACGGGUGAAACUGGAACCCUAGGUUACAUGGCUCCUGAGGUUCUUGAAGGAAAGCCUUAUAACAGAAAAUGUGAUGUAUACAGCUUUGGUGUAUGCUUAUGGGAAACUUAUUGUUGUGAUCUGCCAUACCCGUUUCUCAGUUUUGCUGAAAUUUCAUCAGCUGUGGUUCGACAUAAUUUGAGGCCAGAAAUACCAAGAUGCUGCCCAAGUUCUUUAGCAACCAUAAUGCGGAAAUGUUGGGAUGCAAAUGCAGAUAAGCGACCUGAUAUGGAUGAAGUUGUGAAGUUACUAGAGGCCAUUGAUACCAGCAAGGGUGGAGGUAUGAUACCCGAAGAUCAAGUUGCCAGGUGUUUCUGCUUUGGCCCAAUUCGAGGUCCAUGA
Molecule: messenger RNA, 1185 nt
Organism: Cynara cardunculus var. scolymus (artichoke)
Lineage: Eukaryota; Viridiplantae; Streptophyta; Magnoliopsida; Asterales; Asteraceae
Product: serine/threonine-protein kinase STY13-like
Exons: 6
Coding region: 1-1185 (394 amino acids)
Biological process (GO): protein phosphorylation
Cellular component (GO): plasma membrane
Molecular function (GO): ATP binding; protein kinase activity
Source: RefSeq, a predicted model, not a curated record